Molecule: messenger RNA, 2160 nt
Organism: Papaver somniferum (opium poppy)
Lineage: Eukaryota; Viridiplantae; Streptophyta; Magnoliopsida; Ranunculales; Papaveraceae
Exons: 3
Coding region: 1-2160 (719 amino acids)
Biological process (GO): DNA integration
Molecular function (GO): RNA-DNA hybrid ribonuclease activity; nucleic acid binding
Source: RefSeq, a predicted model, not a curated record
AUGGAUGAGUGCGAGAAAGAUUUCAAUGAGAUCAAACAGUAUUUGUCAACCCCCCCCCCCCCCCCAGUUUUGGUGAAUCCAAAAACUGGACAACCUAUUGAAGUUUAUCUGGCCGCAAUAGAGAAUGUUGUAAGUGCAGUGUUGUUUGUUACGGAUCCACAUAAAAAGCCUGUUUACUUCGUCAGUAAAUCUUUGACGGGGGCGGAAGCACAGUACAAGAAAAUUGAUAAGAUAUCACUUGCACUAUUGCAUGCAUCUCGUCGCCUCAAGCCUUAUUUCCAAGUGACGCAGAUCGUAGUCUACCCCGAAUAUCCGCUGAAGAGAAUCCUGGAACGUGCUGAUGAUUCUAACCGACUAGCCAUAUGGUCAAAUUUUCUGGGGGCGUAUGAAAUCAAGUACGAAACCAAAACUGCAGAGAAGGGACAUCCCCUGGCUACGCUGCUAGUAGAUUUUCCUGUGGACCAUAUAGAAACGGUUGCUACAGAAGAUGAGGAGUUGUUCAAACACAUAGAGUCAGCCACUGAUCAGACUGGGGGCGGUUCCACAAUGGAUGUUGAUACACCUGAACCAUUAUGGACCAUAUUUACUGAUGAGUCAUUGAAUGUUGGUGGAGCUGGAGUUGGGUGUGUCAUCCUAACUCCUGAAGGUUCGAGGAUCGAGAAAGCGACCAGGCUGGGUUUUCAAGCAUCAAACAAUGAUGUUGAAUAUGAAGCUUUAAUUAUCGGUUUAAAGGCUUUCAAACAGUUAGAUGCGAAGAACGUAAAGCUGGUAACUGAUUUCAUGCUAGUAGUUAACCAGUUUCUGGGGACCUACAGAGCCAAGGAAGAGAGGAUGACCCUUUACAUGGACCGUAUGAGGGAGAUGGCAAACGAGUUCGAACAAUUUUCCAUUGGGCAGCGACCACGGAUGGAAAACAGGCACGCAGAUGCCUUAGCAUAUCUUUCUUCAGCAGUCGAAACUGAUACCAUCGUUUGGGGCGAGAGGGGAUCUACAUCAACACAGGGAGAUACCGAGAACAUUGACAACAAUAUGGAUGUUGACAGUCCAGUGAUAGAUGAUUCAGGCAAUCAUGCUGAAAACGUUGCAGACUGGCGUCAGCCUUACAUCCAGUAUUUGACAACCGGCGAACUCCCAAAAGAUGAGCAUCUCGCUUCAAAAGUGAAAAAGAAUGCUUGGAGAUAUUCGACGAUCGAAGGACAGCUGUACCGCAAACCUGUGGCUUUUGAGCCAUUUUUGCGAUGCAUAUCAGCAGAAGAAGGGCAACAGAUAUUGGCAGAGGCUCAUGAAUCCCUGGCCAUUCUCUAUGUGGGGACUAGAAUCGUCGAACCACUUCCCAAAGCUCCUGGAGGCGUUAGAUUCGUACUAGCUGCAACUGAUUAUUUUACCAAAUGGGUCGAAGCAGUGGAACUGGUACACGUUACCAGACAUGAUGUGGAAAGGUUCAUAUGGGAGAAUAUCAUCUGCAGAUUUGGAAUCCCAGACGCGAUAGUAUCAGAUAAUGGGAAACAGUUCGAUUAUGGGGUGAUCAAAGACUUUUGCAAAGUCCUGAAUAUUUGCCACAAUUUCUCAUCUCCUUAUUAUGCUCAGAGCAACGGGAAGGCAGAAGCAACCAAUCGCGUUAUUAUGGACAACCUCAAGAAAAGGCUGGAGAAAGUGAAUGGAAAAUGGACAGAAGAAUUCCCUGGAGUUUUAUGGUCCUAUCGGACGACCCAAAAAAGAUCCACUGGAUUUUUCCCAUUUACACUGGCUUAUGAGACAGAGGAAGUCACACCCACAGAGGUACAUCUCAAGACUACCAAAACUCGCGCUGUCAAAUCUGGAAAAAAUGAUAGCAUAUUGGCUUUGGAUAAAGAGUUGCUGGAAGAACAAAGGGAAACAGCCUUGCAGCAGUUAGUUCGAUACCAGCAGGAAAUCAAGAUGAGCUAUGAUCGUAAGGUCAGAGAACGGUCAUUCAAACCAGGGGAAUAUGUCUUGAAGAAAACUCGUGCAGCCACAAUGGAGCCAAACUUUAGAAAUCUCGGAGCAAACUGGGAAGGUCCAUACAUAGUGGACAGGCCAGCAUCUCGUGGAUCCUACUACUUAAGGAACCUCGAUGGAACUAAGGAUUCAAAACCAUGGAAUCCAUGGAAUUCGUUCCACUUUAAGAAGUUUUAUCAUUAG